ACCGUGGUCUGACGCUUCGCUCAAUUUCCGACAGUGUAGCUCUGGCUGCCCCCAGCUGUGGGGUUCGAAGGUUCGAGUCUCACUGCGGGAAUGAGCCUCUUUGACCUCUUUCGGGGCUUUUUCGGCUUUUCUGGACUUCGGAGCCACAGAGAUCCCUUUUUUGGAGGGAUGACUCGCGAUGAAGAUGAAGAUGAUGAGGAAGAAGAAGGAGCCACGUGGGGCCGUGGGAGCUCGAGGUUUGAGGGUCCCCAGCCCCCCGAGGAAUUUGGCUUCGGCUUCAGCUUCAGCCCAGGAGGAGGGAUGCGUUUCCACGAUAACUUCGGCUUUGAUGACCUAGUACGGGAUUUCAAUAACAUCUUCAGCGAGAUGGGGGCCUGGACCUUGCCUUCCCGCCCUCCUGAACUUCCAGGUCCUGAGUCAGAGACACCUGGUGAGAGACGGCAGGAAGGACAGACGCUUCGGGACUCAAUGCUUAAGUAUCCAGAUAGUCACCAGCCUAGGAUCUUUCGUGGGGCCUUGGAGAGUGAUGCAAGAACUGAAUCCUCCAAACCAGCACCAGGCUGGGGCUCCCAGAGACCUUUUCAUAGGUUUGAUGAUACAUGGCCUGUGACCCCCCAUUCUAGAGCCAGAGAGGACAAUGAUCUUGAUACCCAGGUUUCCGAGGAGGGCCUUGGACCAGUUCUGCAGCCCCAGCCCAAAUCCUAUUUCAAGAGCGUCUCUGUGACUAAGAUCACUAAGCCAGAUGGGACAGUAGAGGAGCGCCGGACUGUGGUGGACAGUGAGGGCCGGAAAGAGACCACAGUAACCCAUCAAGAAGCAGGUGGCUCUCCUAGGGAUGGUCCAGAAUCACCAACACCUCCAUCCCUGGAUGAUGCCUUUUCCAUCCUGGAUUUGUUCCUAGGACGUUGGUUCCGGUCCCGGUAGCCUUGUUAACCCUCAGAGGCCUUUAGGUUCUUUCCCCCUCCCACCCUUUGCUCACCAGCAAUGGGCUUAGUUCUCCUCCUGCCGCCUCAGCACCUUGGGUGUGUGGAACAGUGAAUUGAGGGUAUGUCAGUAUGUCACUCACCCAGACUGACCAAUAAAACCUUUAUUUAUGCUAA
Messenger RNA from Eubalaena glacialis (North Atlantic right whale), 1100 nucleotides. It is a transcript of the gene HAX1, whose product is annotated as HCLS1 associated protein X-1. Lineage: Eukaryota; Metazoa; Chordata; Mammalia; Artiodactyla; Balaenidae. Gene Ontology annotation, cellular component: sarcoplasmic reticulum; mitochondrion; actin cytoskeleton. The record is from RefSeq and is a predicted model, not a curated record. The transcript is spliced from 7 exons. Bases 91 to 924 code for a protein of 277 amino acids. Gene Ontology annotation, biological process: regulation of actin filament polymerization; negative regulation of apoptotic process.